Messenger RNA from Octopus bimaculoides (California two-spot octopus), 4192 nucleotides. Its product is annotated as neuronal acetylcholine receptor subunit alpha-10. Gene Ontology annotation, cellular component: postsynaptic membrane. NCBI's taxonomy places the organism in Eukaryota, Metazoa, Mollusca, Cephalopoda, Octopoda, Octopodidae. Gene Ontology annotation, molecular function: transmembrane signaling receptor activity; acetylcholine-gated monoatomic cation-selective channel activity. The record is from RefSeq and is a predicted model, not a curated record. Gene Ontology annotation, biological process: monoatomic ion transmembrane transport.
AGAUAAUGAAAGAUCUUAUGUGGCUAGAAGAUCGGGUAAAUAAAUCAACAAUACAGCAAUGCAACAAAGCGGUUCGAGAAAUUAAGGUAUAUGGCCGUGACAUCCCAGAGAUCAGAGCUUCCAAAUCGGUUAUCAUGACACAAGGCACGCUCACUUACUGAAAUGGAGUUUUGGGCAUCCAUAACAUUGACAAUAUUUUCGCUAUGUCUGCCUUCUUCGUCUGCUGACGAUGUGGAACUUUCGUUGGUCAACAGACUCUUAAAGAACUAUGAUAAGAGGGUUCGUCCAUCUUUGAACUCGUCAGAAGCAAUAAACGUCACAUUCGGAGUGGCAUUAGCUCAAAUAAUCGAUGUGGAUGAGAGAAACCAAAUACUUACAACAAACUGCUGGCUCAAUCAGGUUUGGUUAGACGUUAAUCUGCGAUGGGAUCCUGACAAAUACAACGGUAUCAAAGUGGUCCGGAUUCCUUUUACAGAUGUCUGGAAACCUGAUAUACUACUAUACAAUAAUGCCGACGUGACUUCUUAUUUUUCUUCAUUAAGUUCAAAUGUUAUCGUUACAAGUGAAGGCAACGUCACGUGGUUGUCAAUGGUGAUAUUCAAAAGUUCGUGCAGGAUAGACGUUCGUUACUUUCCUUUUGAUGAGCAAAAUUGCUCGAUGCAGUUUGCUUCGUGGACUUACGACGGUUUCCAGCUGCAGCUGCGCAUGAACUCUGAAGAAGGAGAUAUCUCCAACUACAUCCGUAACAGCGAGUGGGUCCUCAUUAAGCUUCACGUUGAAUGGAAUUUAGUCUACUACUCUUGCUGCAUUGAACCUUAUCCGGAUAUCACUUACUAUAUUCAAAUACGUCGUAGACCUUUGUUUUACGUCUUCAACAUGAUUCUUCCCUGUAUUCUCAUUACGUUAGUGGCUCUCCUUGGUUUCUAUAUUCCAUCGGAUUCUGGCGAGAAAGUUACCAUGGGUAUUACAACACUGCUGUCCAUGACAGUAUUUAUGAUGCUUGUUGCCGAAAAUAUGCCGCCCACGUCAGACGUUUUGCCACUUAUUGGUAUCUACUAUGGUAUCACCAUAUCAAUUGUAUCAUUUGCCACGGCCAUGACAGUAUUCACCUUAAAUAUUCACCACAAGGGAGCACGUGGACACGAAGUCCCCAUUAUCAUCAAGAAGAUCUGUUUCGGUAUUUUAGCGAAGAUUUUCUGCAUGCGUCUGGAGAAGCCUAACAAUAAGUCAUCAAACGUGGCUCAUCUAUCCGAUAUGUCAAGUUCCAGCGAGAUUCCAGAGAUGUUUGUGCCGUGCGCCUCCCAGUCUAACUCAUCCUACAUCAGAUUCAAACUGUCUAGCCAAGAAGAGAGCGAUCAGAACGCAAAGCCACUACUGGAAAUGAAUCCCACACUUAGCCAGCAACAAUCGAUGAUUCGAGAAACACGCUUUCACGGGGAUCUAGAAACCAGCAAUGGCGGUAUUCUGUCGCCCAGAUUCAGUCGGCUGCGCGGUUUGCAAAGUCGCUUAACGUCGCCCACACACUCAAGUGAUGACUUUGAGAGACAGUUCAAAAGAGUCCUUACAAAAGUAUAUCAAACGAUAGAGCGAAACGAAAUACGUCUCGCGGAACAAGACCGCAGAGAUGUUAUAAAAUUGGAAUGGCAGCAGGUGGCGCAGAUAGUUGAUCGUCUGUUCCUCACUAUCUUCGUAUGCGUUACAAUACUUAUCACCUGUAUUGUCAUGUUCAAAGCUCCUCAUUCAACUGAGAGUCUUAUCAGUUGACUGGUAUAAGGAUUUUUUUUUAAAUGGACAAAAUUCACAAUUAAUUCGCAGUGAUAAUGACUUGUGUUUGUUAAAGGUGGCAAUUCGGAUAAGUGAUAUAACAAAUGUGACCAUAUAUCUUGGAGUUAAAAACGGGACUAUUUGUUUAUUUUGUCGUUGAAUAUACAGAAUUAGUAAGAUAUUCUGAUUUCCUGCAAAAAGCGAAAUAGUUUUCGACUAUGUGAAGCUUACUAUAUGCAGCUAAUAUUGACAAAAUGACAAAUAAUAUACAGUGAUUUAAUAGAUAAUUAUGAGGGUUCUCCUCAAAAAUGUGACAUGAUAUUAGUCUAAUGUUUUAUUAGCAACACUGAAUAGUUGCUGUUUUUCAAAAAAAACAAAAAAAAAACCAGAAAAAACUAGUUGUAUGAAUCACUGACAAGCUGUACGAAAAUUAUUUUUUGAAAAAUAAUUUACAAAAAUUACGAAUAUCUUUCGAAUUUAAGAACUUUCUUACUUAAAUCUUAAUUUUCUAAUGAGUAUUAACUCUAUAAAAUUAUACAAGAUUUGAGGCUUUAAAAAUGAUUAGCGUUUACAUAUAUAUAUAUAUAUAUAUAUAUAUAUAUUAUUUGUGAGACACAGUGCUCUUACAACAUUUAGUUGACAAUCUCGUUUGUCCUGAGAAAUAUUGGUCACUACAGUUUGGUCACUCUAGGUAUACCCUUCGUCUUACAAUCUAUAUCAAACACUCAAUUUUUUGUCACUCGAUGGGAAUAUGUAUCGAUAAUGGGAACACAAGGAAGGAUAUCUGGUCAUGAAGAUGAAUCGAAGGUUGAAGAUAAAAUUUUAAAAUAUAUUGCUUUUCAUUAAAACAAACAAUUCAACUUAGAUUUAAAAUUCUAAAUAGAAUUCUAGACUUUGCUACGCUUAAAUCUUUCUUUAAAAUAUUAUUGAAAGAAGUUCUUUAUAUUGUUUAUAUAUUUUUCAUUUGUAUUAAUUAUAGACUUUGGAAUAUAUACCCCGUUAUUAACAAAUAUGAUAAUGUGAAAAUUCUAGGGGUUGUCUUUGUCACCUGCCUAAGAUAAAUAUUAUAUUAGCUAAUAGAAAUGGCGGGAUAUUUGUUACAAUUUCAGCAUUACAAUGAUGAUAAGCAUUUCCCAUAAUUACUUGGUUGGUGUAAAUUAUGCGCAAAAUCCCAAAUCUUUCUGAAUGAAAAAUUGUCGCCUACUGAUAAAAGCAAUCAUGACACUUAAACAGUUAAAAAGAAAAACACACGCACAAUUCAGAUACAAAGAGAUGUAUUCAUUCUUGCAUGAACACAUGUACGCAUGCACACGCGUACACUCAUUAUAAUCAAUAAGGUAUUAAUUAGAACGAAUUUAAUUACGAUUUACAUGAAUAUAUAGUCAAGCAAUGGCAGAAGCAUUCAGAUUCAAACAUUUAGCUAAACGAAAUCUAUUUAGAUAUUCAAUGCUGUAACAUACACAUGUAUGAGUGUGUACAUAUUUACCUGUACUCAGUCAUAUAUACAUUAAAAUAUGCUACACCAAAGGACUAAUAAUAUAUAACAAAUAAGAUAAAUUUUGAAAUUUGUGACUUGUGUUUCAAUGAUUUGUGUCUAAAACGUAAGUAUCUUUAGUUUAUAUCAGCCACAGAGGUAUUCUUUCUCCUCAUGUUGUAUUUAUAAAUUUACACUCGAAAUGGCUGCAGUAAAUUAAUGGAACUUUAAGUAGACUGUUAAUGUUAAUCCUCCAAACCGAAUAGAACAAAAUCAUAAUCGGUGUAUGGUGCUAAAAUUAAAGCUUGCUCACCCGCUUUGAGAGAAAGGCAAUCAUAACAGUCGGCAUGUAGCCAACAAUCAAUAUUUCUACAGAUGAAUUUAUUUGUUCUUAUGUACAUACAUGCCUACACACAUAUACAUGCAUACAUAUGCAUAUUCGUGGUUUGUUUUCUCUCUCUACCUCUCAAUAUCUAUAAUCUGUCUCAAUUUAAGAGGAGCAGUUUUAUUGCUCUCGAAAGUAAUUACUCGUCGUUAUAACAAAAACUAUUAUGAACAAGGAUAUGUCUUCCAAGUGGCCAAGAUUCGAGUGAUUUUACAAAAUCUACAGAAAAUAACCUGAAACAAUCAUUUGUUUUGGUCAAGCACAUGUAUAUAAUCCGUUCUAGUUCCAACUUUGUUUGCUCUUUGUUGAAGCAUUGGUAUCUAGGCAAAACAUAUGUACAUAAUUUGUUUGGGGCCAAGUUUGAUUCCUCAUUGUUUAGGUCUAUGUAAAAUUGCACAUUGGCAAGAUUAUAGAGCGUAGGUAGUACAACUUAAUCCAAAAUGUUAUUUCUAUUGACGACCAGAGACGAAAAAGACAAUUAAACAUACAUUAAUUACACUUUAUAUAGCAAAUAUUAUAGACAGUUUACGUUAAUGUGUUUGAGCGAAUCUAUAAAUGGAGAAAUAUGC